GAGUCAUCACCGGCGUCCUUCGGAACGGAAGAAACAUGGCGUCCGCGACUCGCAUAAUUCAGAAGCUGCGGAACUGGGCGUCUGGGCAAGACCUGCAGGGGAAGCUGCAGCUGCGCUACCAGGAGAUCGCCAAGCGGACCCAGCCACCUCCUAAGCUCCCUGUGGGCCCCAGUCACAAGCUGUCCAACAAUUACUACUGUACUCGUGAUGGCCGGCGGGAAGUUGUGCCUCCUUCAAUCAUCAUGUCUUCACAAAAGGCCUUGGUGUCAGGCAAGACAGCUGAGAGCUCUGCUCUUAAAGCCACCGAGAAAAAGGCAGUGACACCGGCUCCUCCCUUAAAGAGGUGGGAGCUGUCGAAGGACCAGCCAUACCUGUGACCCUGCCCUAGGCUACCUCGCCUUGUCCCCAGGGCCACAUGACUGAUUUUCCUCCUUGGAUUCCCUCUGGGGAGAGUGUGACCUAAUUUAUUACAAAUACACAUAGUGCCACAGUGCU
This is a messenger RNA of Acomys russatus (golden spiny mouse), 495 nucleotides long. RefSeq names its product NADH:ubiquinone oxidoreductase subunit A7 (gene Ndufa7). The record is from RefSeq and is a predicted model, not a curated record. NCBI's taxonomy places the organism in Eukaryota, Metazoa, Chordata, Mammalia, Rodentia, Muridae. Gene Ontology annotation, biological process: ATP synthesis coupled electron transport; mitochondrial electron transport, NADH to ubiquinone. Bases 36 to 377 code for a protein of 113 amino acids. The transcript has 4 exons. Gene Ontology annotation, cellular component: mitochondrial inner membrane.